Molecule: messenger RNA, 278 nt
Organism: Dentiscutata erythropus
Lineage: Eukaryota; Fungi; Glomeromycota; Glomeromycetes; Diversisporales; Gigasporaceae
Source: the annotation of a GenBank genome assembly
UCCUCCACUAUCAAUUAUUACAUCAACCAAACAAAAUAUUCCUCCAUCAUCAAUUAUCACUCAAAAUCCAACCAAACAACAACACCUUUAUCUCAUAACUAUGAUUACUCCUAAUUUGACUAUUAAUGAUUUUAAUAUCAUUAAGAAUUUAAACAAAAGAAAUUUUGGAUCAAUUAAACUUGCUCAGCACAAAAUCACCAACAAGAUUUGUGCAAUUAAAGCAAUCAAUCGGGAAAUGAUUUAUGAACAAAAGAUAAUUGAGAAUGUUACUGUAGAAU